GAGGGCUGUCAGUGAGUGUCAGUCGCUCCUCCUUAGCUGUGCGGGCAGGGAUUGUCAUGUGAUUGUGAGCUUCUCUGUACAGUCCCGGAGUUGUGUACUAAGUGCAGCAAUGGCUGGGGGCUCCGUGCUGCUGCGGCUGCUACUGUGUAUGGUGUUGGCAGCAAUAAUCGGACUCGCACAGGACGUGCCGCCGUACACAGAGGAUUGCAGAAGUGGAACUUACCCACCCACGGGCCCCACGUUCAAAGGAAAUAUAUCAUGGUAUACUGUAAAUCUGGACCAGGCGCCACAGGAAAGGUGGCAAAAGCUUAUAAGUGAAAAGAAAACAGCACUAAACAAUUUAAUCCAAGCAAUUAAAAAUCUGGCAACGUCAUUCUUCCCAGGUGAAAAGAUAAUACAGCUAGUAGAUAAGGAACUGCCUCUCCUUAUUGGAACACUUCCUUCUCCAUUUGGUGAAGAGAUUAAAGGAGUUGCUGAUGCCUCUGGGCUGCCGUUAGGGGAGGUGAUGCUAUUUAACAUAUUUUAUGAAGUCUUCACAGUGUGUACUUCCGUUGUGGCAGAGGAUAAAUCUGGAAAGUUAUAUCAUGCCAGAAAUCUGGAUUUUGGGUUAUUCCUUGGAUGGGAUGUAAAGAACAACUCAUGGAUGGUCACACAGUUAUUAAGGCCAUUGGUUGUUAAUGUGGAUUUCCAGAGAAAUGGGAAAACGGUUUUUGUGUCCACCAGUUUUGCUGGAUAUAUUGGGAUGCUAACUGGAAUGAAACCUGGCGUCUUUUCUCUAACAAUGAAUGAGCGCUUCAGCGUUGAUGGAGGUUUCAUUGGUGUCUUUGAAUGGAUCCUUGGGAAGCGGGAUGGCAUGUGGAUGAGCUUUCUCACUAGAAGUGUACUAGAGAAUUCAACAAGUUACGAGGAAGCUAAGACUCUCUUAUCCAAAACAAAGUUGCUGGCUCCAGCGUAUUUUAUAUUGGGAGGCAACAAAUCCGGAGAGGCUUGUGUGAUCACACGUUCCAGGGCGUCCUGCCUUGAUAUCUGGGAGCUGGAUUUAAAAGAAGGAAGAUGGUAUGUCCUGGAAACAAACUAUGACCGCUGGAAGGCACCACUACCCAUUGAUAACAGAAGGGACCCAGCCAUGAAAUGCAUGGGAAGGACUUCUCAACAGAACAUCUCAUUUGGAACCAUCUAUGAUAUGCUUUCAACCAAACCUGUCCUCAACAAGCUCACUGCAUAUACAACACUGAUGUCGGUUUCUGAUAACAAGCUAGAAGCGUACCUGCGCAUCUGCCCAGAUCCCUGCAUGCCAUGGUGAGGACAAAGUAAGAAAAGAUGAUUGAAAAUGGCCAAAAUCUGGCCAGUAGGGUUGAGUGGCCUGUGGCACACACAGAACAAAGGAGAGUUACUGGUGGGACAGUCUGGGGCGGACAAACUACUACUUGACAUAGUCUGCAGCUUUAUCUCAUAAGACCAAAAGAACAAAUCAUUCCGUACUACUGAAUAUUGUGAUUUCUGCUCUGCUUUCUGAAGGAUCAGAUUGAAAUAAUUGUGCAGCGUUCCAUAUAUAUUAUUACAUGUGUAAGGUUACCAUCCUCACCCCUUUAAAAAAGGACACUUAUUGGACACACAUGCUGCCAAGUUGGAUGCAUGGAACAAGGAUUUGUGUGCAGUCGUCAUCCAACCUGCAGCAUGUGUGUUUAAUAAGUGUGAGACGGUAAGCCUACACAUGCGCAGAAGGCACGUCAUCCUGACCAAAAAAUGGGUUACCUGAGCAAAAUAGGCCCCUAAGCGUAUAACAAUGCUACCACCAUAAGCCUAUUAUAACGAAACUGCUUCCUUACCAAGAUAUUCCCUAGCUGAAAGGAAAGUUAUUGAUCUAUUUUCAGGGUCAGAAUGAUGACUUUAUAAUUUACUAAAGGAGAUUAAGACAGUGAAUGGUGCUGCACACACAGAGAUUGAUGCAUUUUAUACUUAUAUUUAUUCCUUACUUUCUUUCAUUUAAUACAGAAGUAAUUUCUUUAUUGUGUGAGGUUUCUUUAUUAAAUACUAUUGUCUUUGUUCUGA
Molecule: messenger RNA, 2052 nt
Organism: Xenopus tropicalis (tropical clawed frog)
Lineage: Eukaryota; Metazoa; Chordata; Amphibia; Anura; Pipidae
Gene: asah1
Product: N-acylsphingosine amidohydrolase (acid ceramidase) 1
Exons: 14
Coding region: 110-1303 (397 amino acids)
Biological process (GO): fatty acid metabolic process; lipid metabolic process
Cellular component (GO): lysosome; extracellular region
Molecular function (GO): N-acylsphingosine amidohydrolase activity; fatty acid amide hydrolase activity; hydrolase activity, acting on carbon-nitrogen (but not peptide) bonds
Source: RefSeq, a predicted model, not a curated record